This is a messenger RNA of Babesia bigemina, 387 nucleotides long. RefSeq lists its product as hypothetical. Lineage: Eukaryota; Apicomplexa; Aconoidasida; Piroplasmida; Babesiidae. The record is from RefSeq and is a predicted model, not a curated record. The coding region runs from base 1 to 387 and encodes 128 amino acids. The transcript has 2 exons.
AUGGCAAAAUUUAGAAAUAUGACGCCUCUAGAGAUAUUUUGCGCAAUAUGUCUGUACUGCCUUAGGGGUAUUGAUGCCUCGGUUUGUGACUUCGGGGGGCCAGAUCAGCUACUUGGUCAGAAUGAUCUAGCUAUAUGCCACAAGUAUGCGGAUUUCUUGAAGUUUGAAACUGUGAUAUGUCCACGCCAUGUCGACGGUACCGAGUAUGCGUGGCAUCCUCAGUCGACGUCGGCGGAUCAUUACUCUCUUUUCAAAGCAUAUAUUGGUGCAAACUACAGGUGUUCCUCCAGAUUCACUUUCGACAACAGCAAGCUCAAUAAGGAGCCCAACUUACUGCCGGUAGAGAUGACGCUCUCUCUUAUAAUGCGUAUUCCCACGUUAACAUAA